Molecule: messenger RNA, 1146 nt
Organism: Effrenium voratum
Lineage: Eukaryota; Dinophyceae; Suessiales; Symbiodiniaceae
Source: the annotation of a GenBank genome assembly
AUGGCGGGGCGCGCGCUCGCGGCCAUGGCGGCCAUGGCGAUGGCUUCGGCUGGGGAGGAGUUUCCGGGCCGCUACGUCAUCAAGAACGUAAGGACAAGCCGGCGCCUCGUCUCCAGCAGCUGGGGCUUCUUCGCGGACGCCCGCGGGCCCAUCACGGAGGAGCACCUCUGGCGACUCCAGGCAGAAGGAAACAACAGCCAUAGCAUCGUGAACGCUGCGACGGGUGGCCGAGUGUUGGCCCAGAGCGACAUGGAUAUGGACCAAGGCUUUUUUGCGGUAGCGGCUGGGCCCACGUAUCAGGACCAAAAGUGGCAACUGCAGCUGCAAAGUGACGGCAGCUACAUCAUCGCCAACGCCAAGAACGGGCGCCGGCUCUGGACGGGCCCGGAAUCCUUGCCCGUCAGCUUCGGGGCCGCGGCAGGGGCGACGACAGCUUUUGAGCCAGAGGGAGCCAGGUGGUGGCUCAUCGACCAGGACCGGGACCGUGCGGCGCUGCUGGCGCUGCAGCUGCGCAGCGAGGCCCAGAGCCGCCGGAGCCUGGCCGCGAGGUUGGAGGAGCAAGAGGCGCGGGUGAACCAGCUGGCGGAGCUGAGCCGCCCUUUAUGCGACGCCUGCGACGAGCCGUGGGACUGGCAGCGCAGUCUGCUGCUGGCGGUGCUGCUGCUGGCGGCCUUCAAUUGGCACCUCCGGCGCCAGCUUCGCAGGGCCCAGGUGCCCGCGAAAGAUGCGCCGGACUCGAGCAGCCCGGGGCUGGGCACGGACUUCGGGCACCAGGUGGUGGACACCCUGACGCAGGAGAAGCACCUCAGGCUGAUCAAGGUGCAGUGCCCCGGGGUGGAGCACGGGGAUGUGGAGGUGGAGCUGCUCUUCAACGGCUGCCACGUGAGGAUCGAGCGCCGGGCCUCCUGCGGGGUGCCUGCGGCGUCCUGGAUGCGUCGCUUUGAGUUCAGCCCCCAGGACGGCCUUUUCGAGUUCCGGGAGGAUCAGAUGAGGCUGGAGCAGGGCUUUCUGCACCUCAUCUUCCAGCACCGCUCCUUUCAAGCGCGCCGGAUCCGCUUUCCGCAGCACUACGCGCUCUCGGCCACGGAUACGGACCUGUGGUGGGAAUACCCCGAGGCAAAGCCUGCGCAGGAUCCUAGCCAAUGA